AUGACCAUUUCAGCGACUCAGUGGGGUUCCCCGACCGCUACCAGACGGGCUUUUCUCAUUCAUGGCAUUACUAUGUCAUCGAAUUCCUGGGAGGGUCUCGCACAGCUAUUGGUGGCAGAAGGAUUUUUUGUUGUAGCACCGAACCUCCUCGCCCAUGCAUGGAGGCGGGGCAAUACCGACUACCGUAUAUCUGCUUUUGCAGAGGACCUUCGACCAUAUUUCGUCAUGGACACAUCCUACGACGUAAUUAUCGCUCAUUCUUUUGGAGGUGCAGUGGCAGUAUCUCUACUGCCAUUCUUACCCAAAAAGAAAGAAACUACUGUUAUCCUCCUUGACCCUGGCCUCGAGUUUACAGAGGAACAGAACAAGAUGAAUUUAAAUCAGUUUCUAAAGGAAACGGCGAACAUUAAGCCCAUCGAUGUGCACAUGGCUAAAAAUCCUGCUUGGUCACGCCGUGACUGUAUGUUAAGAACGCAGGGAUUCUCCAUGUGCGAUCGCACGGCCGUCGAAAUUUUUCGGCAAAACAGUCCUUGGUCUCUUGGGGACCUGCUCAGAAACGUCUCUCCUCACGUGAAGAUCACCGUGCUUGUGUCAGACCCAAAGUGCGGCGUCGGUAUCUGUAAUUCGGAACACAUCCCUUGUGACGUGGAGAGGUUGACUGUUAGAGCUCUUACCGGUAUCGGUCACUGGAUUCAAUACGAGUGUCCAGAUGUUAUCAUGGAUGCAAUUCCGCUACCAAGGGCAAGAUUAUGA
Molecule: messenger RNA, 753 nt
Organism: Suillus bovinus
Lineage: Eukaryota; Fungi; Basidiomycota; Agaricomycetes; Boletales; Suillaceae
Product: Alpha/Beta hydrolase protein
Exons: 3
Coding region: 1-753 (250 amino acids)
Source: RefSeq, a predicted model, not a curated record